This is a messenger RNA of Monascus purpureus, 5469 nucleotides long. Lineage: Eukaryota; Fungi; Ascomycota; Eurotiomycetes; Eurotiales; Aspergillaceae. The record is from the annotation of a GenBank genome assembly.
AUGCCUUUGUCUUGCGAAGACAACACCUUCGGUCCCGUCAUCAACCACGGUUGUCGCGCUGCCUUUGACUUCACCCUCUUAUUCGAGCAAGCUAUUCUGUCGAUCGCUCCCUCUGCUCUGUUCCUUCUUCUCGCCCCGUGCAAUUAUGUCUUCCUGCUCCGAAGCCCGAGAAAGGUCCAACCGAGCUUUCUGGGCUGGUGGAAAAGCUACUGCAUCGUGGCCUUAGGAGCCAUACAGGUCGUACUGUUGGUGCUAUGGGCCCUACCCUCAGCACCAGCCACCAACGUCUCCGUUGCCGCUGCAGCGCUCGGACUCCCAGUUGCCCUCGCUAUGGGAUUGCUCUCGCAUGCUCAGCAUGUGCGAUCAGUGCGCCCGUCAACGCUGCUCAAUGUCUACCUGCUGCUGUCCCUGCUGUGUGAUAUCGUACAGACAAGGACACUAUGGCUCCUUCAUCGAGCCACCGCCAUUGCCGCUGUUUUCACGGCGUCUGUCUUUCUGAAACUCGUUGUGCUCAUGACGGAAGCCGCGGAAAAGCGUCGUCUACUCGAGGGCAAGCAUCAAGAUGCCACUGUUGAAUCGACGAGCGGCAUCUGGAAUAAAAUGCUCUUUUGGUGGGUGAACCCGCUCUUGUGGAAAGGUUCACGCAGCAUCCUACAGCCCCGUGAUCUGCAGACGAUCAACGAGAAGUUGCAUGGGGCUGCAUUGGAGAAGGUGCAUCCCGGUGUUCUGGCAGGAAUGGCCUACCAGGACCGAAGGUAUGGACUCUUUAUUGAACUCAUGCGUUCAUUUUGGUUACCGAUUGUGUCUGCGGGCUUCCCACGUUUGUGUCUCCUCGGCUUCACAUUUGCGCAACCAUUCCUGAUCAAUCGCACUGUCACUUUCGUUGGUCAACCACUGACACAAGAGACCGCGAAUGACGGGUAUGGCCUGAUCGGGGGGUUUGCUUUAGUAUAUAUUGGUCUAGCGGUUUCUACCGGGAUGUACGCGUACCUGAUGAACCAGGUCAUGAUCAUGGUUAGAGGGUGCCUCGUGACUACAAUUUACCGUCGGACCCUGGAGCUUAACACGCAUGACUUGGAUGAGUCUGCUGCCGUCACGCUCAUGAGCACUGAUGUUGAGCAGGUCAUGCUUGCCUUUGAAGAUGCUCACGAGGUGUGGUCCAAUCUCGCCCAGAUUGGUUUGGCAAUAUGGCUUCUGGAGCGGCAAGUAUCAUGGGCAUGCGUCGCUCCGAUAACAGUUUCAUUAGCGAGUGUUGUUGUGUCCGGACUAUUGGCCCCUUUAGUGGGUAAAGGACAGAUGCAAUGGAAUGAGGCAGUCCAAACCAGGAUUGAUGUAACGGCACGGACUUUGGGCCAGAUGAAGGAAUUAAAAUUGCUGGGUCUGACCGAUAAAUUAACAACGCUCAUUCAAAAGCUGCGAGCCGCAGAGAUUCAGAUAUCUACCAAGUACAGAAUCAAAUUGAUGACGAUUCUAUCAAUCUCUCAAGUUGCGCCCAUCUUUGCCCCCGUCGCAACAUUUGCUUUGUACGCGAUCGUCGCUGCAGUAAGCUCCCAUCAGUCUCUACUGUCGGCCCAGGCCUUCACGUCAUUGUCCCUGAUCUCUAUCCUCUCAACUCCAAUCGUGACCUUGACCCAAUCUGUGCCGAUUAUUGCUGCUGGAAUGGGGGCCUUGUCACGGAUUCAAGAGUACCUCUCAACGACACCACGCCAGGAAAGAAGGAAUUUGGAUAUGGCAGUGCAAGAUUGCAAAAGCUCGAGUCAAAUUGGCGAGAAAAAUCACUACCUUGCGAAAUCCGGGAGUGGAGAAAAGGGCCACCCAUGUGCAGUCACCGUCCAGAACGGAAAAUUUGGCUGGGAUGACGCUGCACCAACCCUACGGGACAUUCAUUGCGAAUUCCCAACCUCGUCAUUGACAAUCAUCGUCGGACCUAUCGGAUCGGGAAAGACAAGUCUAUUACGAGCUCUUCUGAAUGAGUUGCCUAGUAUAGAUGGACAAGUCACAAUCCACGGCCCAUCCCUGGCAUUCUGUGACCAAAAUCCAUUUCUAGUGCACGCAACAGUGCAGAAGAACAUCAUUGGAGAAUCUGCCUUGGACUCUGAAUGGUACAAGACGGUUCUAAAGGCCUGUGCAUUGGACGUCGAUCUGGCGUUGCUUCCACUCGGAGAUCUUACUAUGGUUGGUAGUAAUGGGAUGACAUUGAGUCGAGGACAGAAGCAACGGAUAGCCAUUGCCAGAUCAGUUUAUGCAAAAGCAAGUAUCGUUCUACUGGACGAUACGCUAAGUGGACUUGAUCGACGCACCGAAAGGCAAGUUUUCAACCAAGUAUUUGGGAAGCAAGGCCUUCUCCGUCAGCUGGGUUCGACAGUGGUGCUAGUCACCCACGCAAAUUACCUUCUACCUCACGCUGAUCAGAUCAUCGUGCUCGGUAGCGAUGGUAGGAUCGAAAGCCAAGGAAGCUACCAGAGCUUGCGAUCGAGUGAUGGCUAUGUACAGAGUCUGUCUAUUGAAGAGGAUACAGCUGGUACCUCCGAGGACGGCAUUGAAAAGACGGACGCCAUUCCUUCCACACAAGAUGAUAUUUCACGAGAAGCAGAGAUCGACCUGAAAGAGCGGCAAACUGGUGAUAGAUCCGUUUACGUGUAUUACCUGCAAGCUGCAGGAAAGGCCAACUCGCUCUUCUUCUUGGUAUACGUUGCCAUAGUCGCUUUCUGCUAUAACUUCCCCAAUCUAUGGGUACAGUGGUGGUCUGAUGCCAACGAAAAAAACUCGAAUGCCAACCUCGGAUUGUACUUGGGAGUCUAUGUUGCACUUGCAGUAGCAGCAAUUGUAUUCCUUAUUCUAGCAUGUUGGUGUCUCAUGGUGAGAAUGGUCUCCAGAUCAGCGCUGAGACUACACAAAACUGUUUUAAGAACAGUAAUGAGGGCGCCUCUGUCAUUCUUUGCCGGUACUAGUUCUGGUGCCAUUACAAACAGGUUCAGUCAAGACAUGCGACUCAUUGACAUGUCAUUACCAAUGGCGACCAUAAAUACUACAUUGUAUGCUGCAUCAUGUGUUGUGCAGAUAAUUCUUAUAUCGAUUUCAUCCAAGUACAUGGCUGUGACUAUCCCCUUUGCCUUAGCCGUCAUAUACUUCGUGCAAAAGUUCUAUCUUAAGACCUCGCGCCAGCUGCGGCUCCUAGAUCUGGAAGUCAAAUCGCCUCUUUACUCAAAUUUCAUCGAAACACUGAAUGGCCUCGUAACCAUUCGAGCAUUUGGGUGGUCAGCACAGCUGCAAGAGCUGAAUACCAAGCUGCUCGAUGAGUCACAGAAACCAGUCUACCUGCUCUAUUGCGUACAGCGAUGGCUGACUCUGGUAAUGGAUAUGCUGGUGGCCUGUUUGGCCAUUGUUCUCAUCAUUUUAACUGUUUUCCUGAAAGGGUCAACCAGCGGAGGCGCGAUUGGAGUAGCAUUGGUGAACAUCAUGACUUUUAACCAAGGCUUGACCAACAUGAUUAAGUGGUAUACAUCACUCGAAACUGCUCUGGGAGCCAUCUCGAGGGUCAAGAAAUUCGAAAGUGAAACCAUGUCCGAAGAACGAACCACCCCGACGUUGGGGGUUGUGGACCAAAAAUGGCCUCGUUCCGGUGCGAUUGAGUUCCAAAAUGUGUCAGCAUCCUACGGUGACGAGUCUUCAUUGGCGCUCAGAAACAUUUCGAUGUCUAUUCAGGCAGGUCAGAAGAUUGGUAUAUGUGGUCGCACCGGCAGUGGAAAGAGUUCUUUGAUUCUGGCUCUCUUCCAGAUGAUAGAGCUCUGUAGUGGAUCCAUCCUGGUAGAUGGAAUAGACCUCUCGACCUUGCCCCGGGAGGCCGUCCGCUCUGGCUUUAAUUCCAUCACACAAGAGCCCUUCUUUAUACCGGCGACUGUGCGCAUGAAUCUUGACUUUACCGAAUCUCUACCCGACAAAGCCAUCAUCGAGGCUCUCCAGAAGGUCAAACUGUGGGAUUUUGUCGAGGAACGUGGGGGACUGGAUUCGAAGCUGGUCGCAGAUUCGUGGUCACUGGGCCAACAACAGCUUUUCUGUCUUGCGAGAGCACUGCUCCGGGAUAGUCAUGUUCUCAUCCUUGAUGAAGUUUCUAGCAGUGUUGACUCGGAAACAGACAAACUGAUGCAAGCCAUCAUUCGCACCGAAUUUGCCGGCUCUACCGUCUUCUCCAUUGCGCAUCGUCUCGAUACUAUCCUGGACUUUGACAGGAUUGCAUUUUUGGAUAAAGGUUCUCUAGUCGAGUUCGACAGCCCCACAAAGCUUUUAGCAAAGGGUCCGUCAUCCUCGGCUUUUGCCAGGCUCUACAAUGGCCUGCCGGAUCAAGGAUUUAGUAAGCCCUGCCAGGGCAAUUUUGCUACGGGAGUAUCCGAUAUGUCAAGUGAUAGGCAGUCCUGAAUGGUUAUUUCAGGGGAAGAUGUGCAAUCGAUUAUAAGCUAGCUAGAAGGUGGUCUAGUCACCUAAUUUGAAGUUAUUCAACUUAGUCCAUCUCUGCUGGCCCCGCGGGGUCGUGUCCGGGUUCAUUUUGGAUUGAUGCAGGAACCCUAGAGCGGAGUUAGACUUCAGGUCUAGACUCACCUGGGAGAUGUUCGCGAACCGUCACUUCUAAUGUAUCUCUCUACUCACGUCGGCUGUCAGAGUAGAGAAAUUCUUUCUGACCGUCCGAGUCCGAGAGGGAGAAAAUUGCAAGGUUUAAGAUCCGUACCAGAGCGCACCUAUUCACCGCACAACCGGAGCGGUCGCCAAAAAUGUCCACCAGGUAGCCCAUGAUUGGGGUGGUGCUACUCGAUAUCGAAAAGCUGCACAGCACGGUAGCGAGGGUCGGGACGAUCCAGUGAUAGCGCUUCUCGAGAGACCAGCCGUACAGCAGCAGGCCGACGGGGCAGGAGACCAUGGCUUGACCAGUUCGUCAGCAGCGAGGGGCUGUCUCGUCCGCAUCUCGGGCAGCAAUGACGGGGAUUGCUUCCUUCGCCGGGCCGGAGGCCCAUCUUCCCCUACUUCCGCGGGUGUUGAAGGAGCAGGGGCGCUGCUGAUCUUUCCCAACUCCAGGUCUUUGCUGGACCCCGGCAUGACGGCCACGUUCGGUGGACAGAGGGGGAGAAAAGAAGAACCAGAUGAAAAAAGAAUAAUGGGAGGAAGGGGAAGAAAAGGCCGGACGGCAAUCCAGAUAUAAAUGAGAACUUCCAAGGCCCUUAGCGCUGUGAGUUGGCUGGAUAGGGUUACAUUGAUAUCUGCAAAUACGGAAUUUCGCGAGCCUCUCCAGUCUGCCAGAGCCGCGGAUAUUUGCACAGGCUGGUGCUAGACCUUUUUGGACCGUAUCCAUGCAAAUGAGCCCUGUGCACUGUUCUGACUGCGGGCAUCUCCGCCGGUGAUCACAUAUAUAGCAUAUAUAGGCUACAUAUAAGCUACCCCCGGGUCGAGGUCCCUGGGGGCCCGUAUAUUGGAAGUCGA